Alosa sapidissima (American shad) is the source of this 5310-nucleotide messenger RNA. It is a transcript of the gene hipk1b, whose product is annotated as homeodomain interacting protein kinase 1b. NCBI's taxonomy places the organism in Eukaryota, Metazoa, Chordata, Actinopteri, Clupeiformes, Clupeidae. Gene Ontology annotation, molecular function: protein tyrosine kinase activity; protein serine/threonine kinase activity; ATP binding. Bases 319 to 3843 code for a protein of 1174 amino acids. The record is from RefSeq and is a predicted model, not a curated record. The transcript is spliced from 17 exons. Gene Ontology annotation, cellular component: cytoplasm; nucleus; PML body. Gene Ontology annotation, biological process: peptidyl-serine phosphorylation; peptidyl-threonine phosphorylation; smoothened signaling pathway.
ACCUCUGCUGUUCCGGUGGAAGGAGGCUUAACGACUCUCGAAAGAAAUAGUAAAAGAAAUGUUUCCAUCGGAAAAGCAGAGCACUGCUUGAGAGAACCAGCCAUUUGGAAUGAGUAGAGCAGAAGGUGUCGUUUUAGUAAGACAUUAAUGGUGUGUCUUCGGCUAAACAAUAGCCGAUUUCGCUGUUUUUGUCGUGGGCCGGUUGGUUGUCGUGGGAUCUAGCCUAACAAUGAAGGCCUAACCUUCGUACUCGGUGGGAUUUAAUCCUUGGAUUGAUCUGUCGACAGAUAACUGCGCAUCGUGGAAAAAGGUUUAGGUAUGGCCUCCCAGCUGCAGGUGUUCUCCCCUCCCUCUGUGUCGUCCAGUGCUUUCUGCCGAGUGAAGAAGAUGAAGGUCGAGAGCUGUGCAUGGGAGGUGUCGACUGAGCCCUACGGCUCCGUGGGUCAGGCCUAUGGCUUCACGCCGUCGGCCGCCCUGCCCUUCAACUCCUCUGGCCUGGUGUUCCCACCCGCCGGGGCGUCCCGCGGGCAGGUGGUGGUGCGGGCAGCGGACAGCACCGGCAGUCUCCCCCGCACCUCCCACAACAACAACAACAACAACAACAACAACAACAGUGGCGGCAGUGGCAGUCAGCACGGCGACUCCCACGGCAGCCGGGGGCAGAGGUACGGUGUGAAGCGGAAGAACGAGGAGGUGGACUCGUCGAGUGGCGGCGGCAGUGGUAGUGGCAGCGUACAGAUCCUGGAGGAGCUCUCUGCACCGGCCUUCUCCGCCCGCGCAGCCGGUGGUGGGGGCAACACGGCCCAGUCCAUCGCCAACUCGGCCCCUACCACCAAGAGCAGCAGCUCCAAUGGCGAGGGCGACUACCAGCUGGUGCAGCAUGAGAUCCUCUGCUCCGUGUCCAGCAGCUACGAGGUGCUGGAGUUCCUUGGCCGCGGGACCUUCGGACAGGUCGCCAAGUGCUGGAAGCGUGGCACCAACGAGAUUGUGGCCAUCAAGAUCCUCAAAAACCACCCUUCAUAUGCACGUCAAGGCCAGAUAGAGGUGAGCAUUCUGAAGUGCCUGAGUGCGGAGAACGCGGACGAGUUUAACUUUGUGCGCUCGUACGAGUGCUUCCAGCACAAGGGCCACACGUGCCUGGUGUUCGAGAUGCUGGAGCAGAACCUGUACGACUUCCUGAAGCACAGCAAGUUCAGCCCUCUGCCUCUGCGCCACAUCCGGCCCGUGCUGCAGCAGGUGGCCACGGCGCUCAUGAAGCUCAAGAGCCUCGGCCUCAUCCACGCCGACCUCAAGCCCGAGAACAUCAUGCUGGUCGACCCCAUCCGCCAGCCGUACCGGGUCAAGGUUAUCGACUUCGGGUCGGCCAGCCAUGUCUCCAAAGCAGUCUGUUCCACGUACCUGCAGUCUCGCUACUACAGGGCUCCUGAGAUCAUCCUGGGCCUGCCCUUCUGCGAGGCCAUUGACAUGUGGUCACUGGGCUGCGUCAUCGCCGAGCUCUUCCUGGGAUGGCCACUCUACCCCGGCGCCUCAGAGUACGAUCAGAUCCGGUACAUAUCUCAGACACAGGGUCUGCCAGCAGAGUACCUCCUGAGUGCUGGGACCAAGACCAGCCGCUUCUUCAACAGGGGCCCAGACUCCAGCUACCCGCUCUGGAGGUUAAAGACUCCGCUAGAGCACGAAGCCGAGAUGGGCAUCAAGUCCAAAGAGGCGCGGAAGUACAUCUUCAACUGCCUGGAUGACAUGAUGCAGGUAAAAGUUAAAGUAAACCUGUCCGCUCACCUGGAGGGAACGGACAUGCUGGCGGAGAAGGCUGACCGGCGGGAGUUCAUCGACCUCCUGAAGAGGAUGCUGCGCCUGGACGCCGAUAAGAGGAUCACGCCUUCCAAGACCCUCGCCCACCCGUUUGUCACGAUGAGCCACCUCCUGGACUUUCCACAUAGCUCCCAUGUCAAGUCAUGCUUCCAGAACAUGGAGAUCUGUAAACGCAGGAGCAGCUCGUACGACAGCGGGAAAACCUUGUUUGCUGCUAACACGGUCCCUGGAGCCGCGGGGAACCUUACCGUCACCUUCAGUAGCCAGCUCAACCAGCACAACCAGGUGCCGUCAGCAGGAGGCGCUGUGCCACUGCUGAACUACCAGCCGGCGCUGUACCAGCAGGCCACCAUCAACAUCCCGGGCCUGACGCAACCCAGCCUGCCCAUGCAGGCCCGCACUACACAGCUCUGCGGCCAGCCUGAGCCCUUCCAGCAGACCCUCAUCGUCUGCCCCCCCACCACUAUACAAGGGCUCCAGUCUUCCAGCAAGGGGUCCAGUUAUCCGGUGAGGAUGGACAACUCCGUGCCUCUGGGACAGCAGGGCCAGUCCUCCCAGCCUCUACAGCUCCAACCGGGCAUGCUCACACAGGGCUCCUGCACGCCUCUGAUGGUGGCCACCCUGCACCCGCACUCAGCCGGGGUGGCACCCCAGUACCCGCUGCCCCUGGCACUGGGCUGCGGGGGGCCCAGGCCCACCCUCCUGGAACAGACGGCCACUGUGCUGCAGGCCUGGCCGUCGGGCACGCAGCAGAUCCUGAUCCCGUCGGCAUGGCAGCAGGUCCCGGGCGUGGCCAUUCACAGCGGAGGGCACACAGCGGUUGAGUCGCCACUAGUGACCGAUGCGUCCGCCGCCCAGCACACACCCGGCUGGAGGGGCUCCCACAGUGGUCAGCACAGCGGCGUGUUGCAGCAGAACCCUCACAUCCUGGGUGGCCAUCUGACCCUUGACCCCACGCAGUCACUGGGCAGAGGGGUGGGGCACGGUGGGCGGUCCCAACAAGAGAGGGGUGGGGGCAAGAGGAACAGGGGGCGGCGCCAGGAGAGCAGGAACAGCGGUCCUCUGAUUGGCACACCAGCGUACACCGCCACACUCUCUCAGCCAAUCGUCAUCUCAGACACACCUAGCCCUGCUGUCAGUGUCAUAACCAUCCACAGUGACACUGAGGACGAGGAUGAAAGGAAGUUUCACCCAGCGAGCUGUGGCCCCAACCAGCGUGCAAAUGUCAUCAGCUGUGUGACGGUGCACGACUCUGAUUCGUCCAGCCCCCUGACCCCGCGACCUCGGCACGCCCUCCUGCGUGGAGGGUCCACCCGCGGGUCCAAGUCUCUGGCGGUGGUGGCGCCCUCCGUGAAGACGCAGCAGGGAGAGGGCACCACUUCUAAAGGGGCGUCCAUCACAGGUAAUUCCCAGAGCGGCUACCUGAAGCCCAAGCGUGCUGCCACCAGGCAGCCGUGCAGCUCCGGAGAGAGUGUGGAGCGCCACCUGCAGGCGCCCAGCAGAUCACAGCCGCUGAACCUCAGCCAGCCCACUCUGGUGUCCUCCUCUUCCUCUUCCUCCUCAUCGUCCUCCUCGUCUCAGGAGCGAGGCAGCGGUGGCGGCUCACUUCGUCGGCAGCACACCUAUCCGCCGGCGGGCGUCCCCCCCACCUCCUCCUCCUCCUCUUCCUCCUCCUCCUCCCACGUCCACCCCCACUACCGGCUCCCCGAGGCGGUGGUGCCCUUCAGCACCGCGGCGUCCAGCCUCUACACCUACCCGGCGUCCGCUGCGCUGGCGUCCGCCUCCCACGCCAUGGAGCAGCUGCUCGUCCACAGCAGCAGCACCGCCUCGCCCGCCCGCUCCGCCGCCGCCCACUACCCCUCCGGCCUCGUCAAGGACCCCGUAGCCGCGGUGGUGCACGGGCUCCCUGCCCAGUACCAGCAGAGCUUCCCUGGGCACCCCUACGUGAGCGGAGGGGGCGGCCGAGUCGAUGCCGCCUAUGGCGGGUACCAGUUGAGCCCGCGCAGACUGACUCAGUACCCCUACCUAUGAGCCUUCAGGCUGGAGGAGGGAUGUGGGGGUGGGGCAUGGGGAGGGAGGGGGCACAUGAGACCACACCACCCCCCCCUCAUCACUCACACCCCCACCCAACCCCACCCCUAACGCCUCCUUCCACCCAAUCACCUCGUUGGCACACCUGUAAGGAUUUCAAGGAAACUGCUGCGUUUCUUUUAUAAAACAGACCUGGCUCAGCUUUAACUGGUUUUACACAUACUAUUUAACAAUUUUAGAGAGAAAAAAAAAAGAAACUUUUUAAGACAUUGGUAUUUAGAAUUAUUAUAUUUUGCCAUUAUCAAUUUGUAUUUUCACUGAAUGUUUUUGUUUUCUCUUUUUUUUUUUUUUUUUUUUUUAGUUACAUUUGCUUUUAAAAUAUAAGGUAUUGUAAUAGAACAUCCUCAUUUAAAUGCUGACAAGUGUACUGUUUUACUGAAACUGUUUUAUUUUUUAGUGCAAUAGAGAAACACUAUCCCUGUGUUGUUGUUGUAGGAAACCAGAGAGACUAUAACUAAGAUGGCUCCUGGUUUCUUGUGGCAGUUAAACAGGUUUCACACUAACCUCCCCCUCCUCUCCUGUAGUCGUAGUCUUGCCCCAACUCUCAGUAGUGUCACUGGUGUUUUCUGUGUUUUGUGUUUUUUGUGUCAUGUUUUGAUUUACCUGCUAUAUCUCUCUCAUUUCAUCGUUUUCUCUUAAAUUAUGUUUUCCCUGCUCUGGAUGCCUGUGAGUGUCGUUCACCGAACUUCUGACGACGCUCACGGUGAUUUAACGGGGGGGAUGAAAUGGACGGAGGUUUGGGAAGAGGAGCAGGAUGACUCUGUUCACGCUGAGCAGACUGGGACUUAUGUGGCGUAAUUACUUGAAUCAUAUAAACUGCAGGUGAACCGUAGCUGCAAGAGCAAUAGAGGACGUUAGUCUUGAAGCCUGCUUUGACAGAUGUCUGGGUGGUUGGUUUGUUUGGAAUGUCUACCAUGUUGAAAUGUUAAGAUCUUUCCCCAUCUUGAUUAAUUCAUGUUUGGAGGUGGAAGAAGGAAGAAAAAAAAAAGUGUCCGCUGGGUUGGAAAACAUCUCCCAAAGUGAUUUGUGCUCCUUGCGUAUGUGUAUAAAAAUGACAUGCUCUAGUUAGAAAAUUGUCCCCCCCCCCCCCCUUUUUUGAGUUUCCUUGUGUCUGUCCUAUAAAGUACCAUAGGAAACCAUUUUGUCUAAUUGUUAACCCAGUUCCUUUCUGUAUCUUGUACCCAAAGAACUUCACUGGUGUAGUUUAGAGUCCAAGUAUUCAGCACCUCACACUCUAUCAUGGUACCGUCAGGCCAUAGCCCUGGAACAAAACACAUACGGACACACGGCCUCCAUCCCACAUUCCUUGUUUAACCUGUUCAUUUGAUCCUGUCCAUACCUGGUAUUUCAGUAAGAAUUGUAGAACAGCGCAGUCACAUUUGGUCAAUAAAAAGAAACAUGACUCUA